AAGGAAGCGAUUGGAGAGCGAGCUGGCUGCAGCUGCACUGUAGGCUGUUUUCAGGGACAAGGAGCCACUGUUUUUCAAACAUAGCAUAAACAUAGAAGUUAUUUUGUAGGCUUCAGGAUGCAGAUAUGGGUUGUGCUGCCAGCAUUGUUCUGCUCCAAGCCUUUCGUUCUGUGGUACAGAGGAACUGUCCACAUAUCUGCAGGCGACGACGACGAGAGGAGUUGUCACAUGAAAUUCUGCCGCUGGAUAGUGAUGAUGAAAUGAGCAGACCCAGGACUCUCAUCAUAAUGCAGGAAAAACCCAAACUCUUGGAGCCUUUGGAUUAUGAAGCUGUUAUCACAGAGAUUGAAAAAAAUAUUGGGGAUAACCCGUUUAAGGAUCUGAUAUUAUUCCCCGAUGAUGACUUUUCAACAGACACAAUUUCACUGGAAAUCAGGACGCUGUAUCCUUCUGUACCUGAAGAUGCAGAACAAAAAGCAGAAAAUUUAUUUGUUAAAGAG
Phaethon lepturus (White-tailed tropicbird) is the source of this 500-nucleotide messenger RNA. Its product is annotated as dedicator of cytokinesis protein 10-like. The transcript has 3 exons. The record is from RefSeq and is a predicted model, not a curated record. The annotation marks the transcript as partial. Lineage: Eukaryota; Metazoa; Chordata; Aves; Phaethontiformes; Phaethontidae.